CUUCGCCUUCCAGAAAAAGGAAAAACCCUCUCGUCCCGCCGGCCACCCAGCCUAGGGUUCUUCCUUCCCGCCGCCGCCUCGCUGCUCCAGACUCGCCUCCACGCCACCCAGAAUUUGAGAUUCAUCCGCUGUUGUCUAGAUGCCUCACAAGGAGCCAAGGACCGCUGUUUCGAUUCGCUGAUUCGUUUGUUUGCUCUGCAAUUGGACUGAAUUUUAGCUGUCAACGCUAAGAACUAGCAGACUCACUGCCAGUUCUACUUCAAAGCCAUGGCGGAGGAAACCAAUGGAAAGAAGGAGGAGGAGGAGGAGUUCAGCACAGGUCCUCUGUCAGUGCUCAUGAUGAGCGUCAAGAACAAUACCCAGGUUCUUAUCAACUGCCGGAACAACAAGAAGUUACUUGGUCGUGUGAGGGCAUUUGAUAGGCACUGCAACAUGGUUCUUGAGAAUGUUAGGGAGAUGUGGACUGAGGUACCAAAAACCGGUAAAGGCAAGAAGAAGGCUCUUCCAGUGAACAAAGACAGGUUCAUAAGCAAGAUGUUCCUCCGUGGUGAUUCAGUUAUCAUUGUUCUCAGGAACCCAAAAUGAGUCUCUUGCACAUGAGAUCUUUGCAAGUAGUAAAGUGCUAUGAAUUAGUCUGUAUGCCAACUUGUAGCAUGGGAUUGCAUUAGACGACAAUUCCUGAGCCAGAAUUAGCUGUGUAUGUCAAUGGUGGAGGGUGGUUGUUGGAUGCUAUGAAUUGGUUUUACCUCUUGUAACUGAAUUAAAUUUUUAGUUUAUUUUUGGAAUACUGGCAAUUCCACCGUUUGAAUUGGCUGUCAUUCGAGAAUAGUAAUUACCAAGUGACCUGAGUGCCAGUA
Panicum virgatum (switchgrass) is the source of this 857-nucleotide messenger RNA. Its product is annotated as small nuclear ribonucleoprotein Sm D2-like. Bases 268 to 585 code for a protein of 105 amino acids. Lineage: Eukaryota; Viridiplantae; Streptophyta; Magnoliopsida; Poales; Poaceae. Gene Ontology annotation, cellular component: precatalytic spliceosome; U5 snRNP; U1 snRNP. Gene Ontology annotation, biological process: spliceosomal snRNP assembly; RNA splicing. The transcript has 6 exons. Gene Ontology annotation, molecular function: RNA binding. The record is from RefSeq and is a predicted model, not a curated record.